CGCAACAAUAUGAUGGACCUUUUUGAGACCAACACUUAUCUGUUCAAUGACCUGCGCUACCUGGAGGAAGGGGACCAUGGACCGCUGCAGCACCUGGACAUGUCCGGCGUGUCUCCGCUGUACAACGGCCACGACAGCCCGCCGUCGCCCGGCCAGGACCGCGUCCCGUCCGAGACCGGCGGGGAGAGCAGCGGGGAGGAGCACGUCCUGGCGCCGCCGGGACUGCGGGCGCACUGCGAGGGCCAGUGCCUCAUGUGGGCCUGCAAGAUCUGCAAGAGGAAGUCGGCGCCGACGGACAGGCGCAAGGCCGCCACGCUCCGCGAGCGGAGGAGGCUCAAGAAGAUCAACGAGGCCUUCGACGCCCUGAAGAGGAAGACCGUGGCCAACCCCAACCAGCGGCUGCCCAAGGUGGAGAUCCUGCGCAGCGCCAUCAGCUACAUCGAGCGGCUGCAGGACCUGCUGCAGACCCUGGACGAGCAGGAGAAAACGCCAAGCGGGUCUUGCUUUAACCCCAAAGAACACAACGUGUCCGGUGAAGAGUACCGCUGGAAGACGUCCUCCGAGUCCUGGCCGACCUCUGCUGACCAUUCCACUGCAGCGAUGACCCAGAGAGAAGGAGCCGGCGAGUCCUCGGCGUCCUCCAGCCUCCUGCGCCUGUCCUCCAUCGUGGACAGCAUCACCAGCGACGAGAAGACCAGUUUCUCCGAGGAGAUCUCAGAAAACUGAAGCGACGGCGACGACCUGAACAGGACGAC
Salarias fasciatus (jewelled blenny) is the source of this 755-nucleotide messenger RNA. It is a transcript of the gene myf6, whose product is annotated as myogenic factor 6. The record is from RefSeq and is a predicted model, not a curated record. Gene Ontology annotation, biological process: regulation of transcription by RNA polymerase II; positive regulation of skeletal muscle fiber development; positive regulation of myoblast differentiation. Lineage: Eukaryota; Metazoa; Chordata; Actinopteri; Blenniiformes; Blenniidae. The transcript is spliced from 3 exons. The coding region runs from base 10 to 726 and encodes 238 amino acids. Gene Ontology annotation, molecular function: RNA polymerase II cis-regulatory region sequence-specific DNA binding; protein dimerization activity; DNA-binding transcription factor activity, RNA polymerase II-specific.